Molecule: messenger RNA, 1295 nt
Organism: Cariama cristata (Red-legged seriema)
Lineage: Eukaryota; Metazoa; Chordata; Aves; Cariamiformes; Cariamidae
Gene: TWF1
Product: twinfilin actin-binding protein 1
Exons: 8
Biological process (GO): barbed-end actin filament capping; actin filament depolymerization; regulation of lamellipodium assembly
Cellular component (GO): myofibril; cytoplasm; actin filament
Molecular function (GO): actin monomer binding; actin filament binding
Source: RefSeq, a predicted model, not a curated record
CUAGUGGAAUUGUUAAAGACACCUUUGUUGGAGCCAGAAAUGGACAAUACAGGCUUUUAAAAAUAGUCAUUGACAAUGAGCAGCUUGUUGUGGGAUCCUGUAGGCGGCCAGUUGGAUCAUGGGAAAAUGAUUAUGAUUCCUUUGUCCUUCCCCUUCUUGAAGACAAGCAACCAUGUUAUAUAUUGUACAGACUAGAUUCUCAGAAUGCUCAAGGAUAUGAGUGGAUCUUCAUUGCAUGGUCACCUGAUCACUCUCCUGUUCGUCAGAAAAUGUUGUAUGCAGCAACGCGAGCAACACUUAAGAAAGAAUUUGGAGGUGGUCAUAUUAAGGAUGAAGUAUUUGGAACAGUACAGGAUGAUGUUUCACUGAAUGGAUAUAAAAAAUACUUGAUAUCACAGUCGUCCCCUGCACCUCUGACUGCAGCAGAAGAGGAACUUCGACAAAUUAAGAUUAAUGAGGUACAGACAGACGUUGGUGUAGAUACCAAGCAUCAAACGUUGCAAGGAGUAGCAUUCCCCAUUGCUAAAGAAGCUAUUCAGGCUUUGGAGAAAUUGAAAAAUAAGAAACUCAAUUAUGUACAACUGCAAAUUGAUAUGAAAAAUGAAACUAUUAUUUUGGCCAACACACUUCAUACUGAACUUAAGGACUUGCCAAAAAGAAUUCCAAAGGAUGCUGCGCGUUACCACUUUUUCCUGUAUAAGCAUGCCCACGAAGGAGACUAUUUGGAAUCCAUAGUUUUCAUCUACUCUAUGCCAGGGUAUACCUGUAGUAUACGAGAACGAAUGCUCUACUCCAGUUGCAAAAGUCCAUUGUUAGAAAUUGUAGAAAGACAGUUGUGGAUGCAGAUAAUUAGAAAGAUUGAAAUAGAUAACGGCGAUGAGUUAACUGCUGACUUCCUUUAUGAAGAGGUUCACCCAAAACAACAUGCUCACAAACAAAGUUUUGCUAAACCCAAAGGUCCUGCAGGGAAGAGGGGAAUACGACGACUGAUCAGAGGUCCAGCAGAGACUGAAACACCUGGUGAUUAGGAACCAUUGGUUGCAUUUGUUAUAAAGUAUUACACUAAGAAAUGAAAUUCUGGCUUUUGGAAAUGGACUGAAAUCAUUCCAUUUGUAGACGCUAGGAAAAAAAAAAAAAGGCUCUUUUUACUCUUCUCUCUUGUGACCUCAACGCUUUUUAUAUUGUUACAGGAUUGUACUUGUUGACCAUGUUUUAUGACAUGUGGAAAAGCUAAUUAUUUUGAAGCUAGAAGAGGAAAACUAAGCUAGUACCCCUUUAUUUUAAAUUAGAAUCCA